AUGUCCGUGACCAAGAGUGUUGGGAGUCCCCAGGUAGCCACCACUGUCAAGCUGGACCUUAUGUCAUCUCCUGAGAGUACCAAGAAGGUGGAGAGCCAGGAUCCUAGUCUCAUGAAUGGCAGCUCUUCAGAGACACCGAAGAAAACCAAGGGCAUCACAGGGUUCCAGACAUUGGUUCAUCUGGUCAAAGGCAACAUGGGCACGGGGAUUCUGGGACUCCCCCUGGCUGUGAAGAAUGCAGGCAUCUUGAUGGGCCCACUCAGUUUGCUGGUGAUGGGCCUCAUCGCCUGCCACUGUAUGCACAUCCUGGUCAAGUGUGCCCAGCACUUCUGCCACAGACUCAACAAGCCCUUCAUGGACUACGGGGACACAGUGAUGCACGGCCUGGAAGCCAGUCCCAACACCUGGCUGCAAAACCAUGCCCACUGGGGGAGGCGCAUUGUGAGUUUCUUCCUCAUUGUCACCCAGCUGGGCUUCUGCUGCGUGUACAUUGUGUUUCUGGCGGACAAUUUAAAACAGGUAGUAGAAGCUGUUAAUAGCACAACCAUCAGCUGCCACUACAACGAGACCCUAGUUCUGACGCCCACCAUGGACUCACGACUCUACAUGCUCGCCUUCCUGCCCUUUCUGGGGCUUCUGGUCUUCAUUCGGAACCUCCGUGUCCUCACCAUCUUCUCCCUGUUGGCCAACAUCAGCAUGCUGGUCAGCCUGAUCAUCAUCGCCCAGUACAUUGUCCAGGGAAUUCCAGACCCCAGCCAGUUGCCACUGGUAGCAAGCUGGAAGACCUACCCUCUCUUCUUUGGAACAGCCAUUUUCUCAUUCGAAAGCAUCGGUGUGGUCCUGCCUCUGGAAAACAAGAUGAAGGAUGCCCGCCGCUUCCCAACCAUUCUGUCUCUGGGGAUGUCCAUCGUCACCACCCUGUACAUUGCCAUCGGGGCCUUGGGCUACCUGCGGUUUGGAGAUGACAUCAAAGCCAGCAUCACUCUUAACCUGCCCAACUGCUGGCUGUACCAGUCAGUCAAGCUCCUGUAUGUUAUCGGCAUCCUCUGCACCUACGCCCUGCAGUUCUACGUCCCCGCCGAAAUCAUCAUCCCCCUUGCUGUCUCCCAGGUGUCAAAGCGCUGGGCACUGCCUGUGGAUCUGUCCAUCCGAAUCGCCUUGGUCUGCCUUACAUGCAUGCUGGCCAUCCUCAUCCCACGCCUGGACCUGGUCCUCUCCCUGGUGGGCUCCGUGAGCAGCAGCGCCCUGGCCCUCAUCAUCCCGCCCCUGCUGGAGGUGACCACCUACUAUGGGGAGGGCCUGAGCCCCCUGACCAUCAUCAAGGAUGCCCUCAUCAGCAUUCUGGGCUUUGUGGGCUUCGUGGUGGGGACCUACCAGGCCCUGGAUGAGCUGAUUGAGUCCGGGAACUCUCUCCCCGUGUCCAACGCCACUAUGUUUGUUCAGUGA
This is a messenger RNA of Onychomys torridus (southern grasshopper mouse), 1446 nucleotides long. RefSeq names its product solute carrier family 36 member 2 (gene Slc36a2). The transcript has 10 exons. The record is from RefSeq and is a predicted model, not a curated record. Gene Ontology annotation, biological process: proton transmembrane transport; L-alanine transport; glycine transport. NCBI's taxonomy places the organism in Eukaryota, Metazoa, Chordata, Mammalia, Rodentia, Cricetidae. Gene Ontology annotation, cellular component: vacuolar membrane. Gene Ontology annotation, molecular function: glycine transmembrane transporter activity; L-alanine transmembrane transporter activity; amino acid:proton symporter activity. Bases 1 to 1446 code for a protein of 481 amino acids.